ACAGUGCUGUAACUAAAAUGAAGACAUGCUGCCUCCUUUGGGGGGAUUCUGAAGGUUUCUCAAAGAUACAACGCAGUGGCUGAGUGGGCUGGACUUCACUGGAAGGAGUCUUUUUGCUGGGGAAGUGGAGUGACUGUGGUUCUUUCCUCACUCUGCUGACUGGGACGUGCUGUGCGUUGUCAGGAUUAAGCCGACACUCAAGUCUGGGAUGGGCCUUGAGGACAAACACUCCCUGGUUUCUUCUGACUUUGGAAUUUGCCUACAGCGAAUCAACUAAGUCACAUAUCUGAUUUUGUUUUUUUCGCUGCCUGAGAAAGGCUAUGCUAUUUUUGAAUAGUUUUUUAUUUUAUUAAUAUUUUUCAUUUUCUUUGACUCAUUUUUUCUACUGGUUGUGGAAAAAAAAAGAGUCCUGCUGAUGUUGAUUUAAAUAAUGUCGAAACCAAUGGGACUCCUAUGGCUGCCUUUGAUCUUCACUCCAGUGUGUGUCAUGCUGAAUUCCAACUUCCUCCUAUGGAUAACUGCACUGGCUAUAAGAUUUACUCUUAUUGAUGGCCAAGCACAAUACCCAGUGGUUACCACAAAUUAUGGCAAAAUACGUGGUUUAAGAACACCUUUGCCCAAUGAAAUCCUUGGUCCAGUGGAACAGUAUCUGGGUGUUCCUUAUGCCUCUCCUCCAACUGGAGAAAGGCGAUUUCAGCCCCCAGAGCCACCAUCGUCUUGGACAGGUGUCCGUAAUGCUACACAAUUUGCUGCUGUCUGCCCACAGUACCUGGAUGAGAGGUCAUUGCUCAACGACAUGCUGCCAGUCUGGUUUACAGCCAAUCUGGAUACUGUGGUGACAUAUGUUCAAGAUCAAAAUGAAGACUGCCUGUAUUUGAAUAUCUAUGUGCCCACAGAAGAUGGAGCCAACACAAAGAAAAGCGCAGAUGAUAUAACCAGUAAUGAUCGUGGUGAAGAUGAAGACAUUCAUGAUCAGAACAGCAAGAAACCAGUUAUGGUCUACAUCCAUGGCGGAUCUUACAUGGAGGGCACUGGCAACAUGAUUGAUGGGAGCAUUCUCGCAAGUUAUGGAAAUGUCAUUGUUGUCACCCUCAAUUACAGGCUGGGGGUUUUAGGUUUUUUAAGUACUGGGGACCAAGCUGCAAAAGGCAAUUACGGAUUGCUUGACCAAAUUCAAGCUUUGCGUUGGAUUGAAGAAAAUAUUGGAUCUUUUGGAGGAGACCCAAAAAGAGUUACUAUUUUUGGAUCUGGGGCAGGAGCUUCCUGUGUCAGUCUUCUGACACUCUCUCACUAUUCAGAAGGUUUGUUCCAAAAGGCAAUCAUACAGAGUGGUACAGCCCUGUCCAGCUGGGCAGUGAACUACCAGCCUGCCAAGUACACUCGGAUAUUGGCAGACAAAGUCGGCUGCGACAUGCUGGAUACCACUGAUUUGGUUGAAUGCCUUCGGAAUAAGAACUACAAAGAACUCAUUCAACAGACCAUCACUCCAGCCACGUACCACAUUGCCUUUGGGCCUGUGAUAGAUGGAGAUGUGAUUCCAGAUGACCCUCAGAUUCUCAUGGAGCAAGGCGAAUUCCUUAACUAUGAUAUAAUGCUGGGUGUGAAUCAAGGGGAAGGUUUAAAAUUUGUGGAUGGCAUUGUAGACAAUGAAGAUGGUGUUUCUCCCAAUGAUUUUGACUUUUCUGUCUCCAAUUUUGUGGACAAUCUAUAUGGUUAUCCAGAAGGGAAAGACACACUCCGAGAGACCAUUAAGUUCAUGUACACAGACUGGGCAGACAAGGAAAACCCUGAAACAAGACGAAAGACCCUGGUAGCUCUUUUUACUGACCACCAAUGGGUUGCUCCUGCUGUUGCCACUGCUGAUCUGCAUGCCCAGUAUGGAUCUCCAACAUAUUUCUAUGCAUUUUAUCACCACUGCCAAAGUGAAAUGAAACCAAGCUGGGCUGAUUCAGCUCAUGGAGAUGAAGUUCCUUAUGUGUUUGGCAUUCCUAUGAUUGGCCCAACAGAAUUGUUCAACUGCAACUUUUCCAAGAAUGAUGUCAUGCUCAGUGCAGUAGUUAUGACAUACUGGACAAACUUCGCCAAAACUGGAGAUCCAAAUCAGCCUGUUCCACAAGACACAAAGUUCAUCCACACAAAACCCAACCGCUUUGAAGAAGUAGCCUGGUCCAAAUACAAUCCUAAAGAUCAGCUUUAUCUACAUAUUGGCCUGAAACCCCGAGUUCGUGAUCACUACCGAGCAACAAAAGUUGCUUUCUGGUUGGAGCUUGUGCCACACCUUCACAACCUGAAUGAAAUUUUUCAGUAUGUUUCCACAACAACUAAAGUACCCCCUCCUGACAUGACAUCAUUUCCUUAUGUUACCCGACGCUCUCCUGGUAAAUUGUGGCCAGCCACCAAACGCCCAGCAAUGACACCUGCCAACAAUCCCAAACAUUCAAAAGACACUCAUAAAACAGCUCCCGAGGAUACAACAGUUCUGAUAGAAAACAAGCGAGAUUACUCCACAGAGCUGAGUGUCACCAUUGCUGUGGGAGCAUCCUUGCUGUUCCUCAAUAUUUUAGCUUUUGCUGCAUUAUAUUACAAGAAGGAUAAGCGGCGUCACGAGACUCACAGGCGCCCUAGCCCCCAGAGGAACACAACCAAUGAUAUCGCACACAUACAAAAUGAAGAGAUCAUGUCAUUGCAGAUGAAACAGCUGGAACAUGACCAUGAGUGUGAAUCACUGCAGGCCCAUGACACGCUGAGACUAACCUGUCCGCCUGACUACACGCUUACUUUGAGAAGAUCUCCAGACGACAUUCCACUCAUGACUCCCAACACCAUAACCAUGAUCCCAAAUACAUUAACAGGAAUGCAACCUUUGCAUACUUUCAACACCUUCAGUGGAGGACAAAACAGUACGAAUUUGCCCCAUGGACAUUCAACCACUAGGGUAUAGCUCAGCCCUUCCCCCUCCCAAGCCACCUGGAAGAAAGAAAGAAAAAAAAAAAAGAAGAGGAAAAAGUUAUAAUACCAUUCAUUGAACAUCUUGUCCAAAUAUUAAGUAAAAACAAGUAAAAGAGAAGGACAGACAUUAUUUUCUUACUGUUCCUUCCCAAAGAAACUCUCUGAUGUUAAAGAUCAACUAUAAGCCCUGUGAAAUGUGAAAAGUGUACACUGCUGUUACAAUACUGCUUUAAGAUCUCAACCCCUUUAAUUGAAAGUUGAGGCCAGAAGAAGUCACUUAAAAUGGUGUUUUGAGCGUAAUGAGCAAAGCAGACUCUUCUGGAACACAGAGCCAGUGACUGUACAGAUGUUCUGGUUUUUUUUUUUGUUUGUUUGUUUGGGUUUUUUUUUGCUUUUUUGUUUGCUUUUGUUUGGUUUCUUUUUAAUAAAUAAAAUAAAAAAAUCUUUAUGUGCCAUACAAUGAAUGGCCCUUGUUAAAACAAAGACAUCACCAUGGGCUUUUACCCAGCAUAUGAAGCUGUAAUCCAGAUGGGGGAAAUAGAGUUUUAUUAUUAAUAACAAAAAAUGGAAAAAAAAAAAAGAGGAGGACUGACUAUGCAGUAAAAUACGUAUAGUUCUGUGCAAAGAGGUGACUUGCCAGCCUGAACUAUAUUUAAAGAAACUUUGUAAAAAUGUACAUAGAUGUGCGUUUAAAAACAACUACAAAAAAGAGGCUUUUAUUGAUGUUUUCAGUUUGAAAAGAGCUUUUAGAAAGAUUGUGCAUUCAGUUGUGACCUAUGUGUAUAUACAUUAGUCAUAUCACCUCUGUUUCCUCCGAGGCCAAAGGAGGAUUUUCUUCUUAAUUACUAGUGGUAAACAAAAAACAUGCAGUUUUUCUAACAUGUCAUUUAUAUGAGGCCAUGGUGUCAUGCAGAGGAUAAAGUUGUCUGUGUGACCUGCAUAUUUUCUCUUACAGGUUACACUAGUGCAUGUUAAAGUAUUCAUAGGAGAUUGCUGUUCUUUUCUGAAACCUUUUUUCUUUUUAAUAAUUUAAUUUUGUGUUAGCUUUUGUUAAAUUGCAACACAGCAAUGGAUAUGAAAAUGGAAAAUAAUACAAUCGAAAAAAACCAAUUACUAUCAUAAGCUUGUUGAACUGAACCAAGAGACAUCAAAUAAUAUAUGUUCAAAGAGUCCAGUUUGUAGUUCUUGGUUAUUGAGAUAAAUUAGGAAGAGUUUUGUGCCCUGACAAUAGCAAUGAAAGACCCUGUUUAUGUCAGCCUUUUCCGAGCAAAACUAGCUCUAUAUUCACCAGCAGUUGCAGAGGGAUCUCAGCUGAGAAAAUACCUCCUCAGCUUUGCUAAACAAAAGAAAAAGUGAAAUUUGAAAGUUGGGGAAAUGAUGGAUUGGUUGGAUGGCUGGUUGUUUUUUUUAAGUGUUCAGAAACUGUUUGGAAAUGAACAGUGUUUAAAGAACUUCUCUGCCCACUAUUCUGUUUUGCACUUAAGGGAAGAAUCUACCUGUCAGAAAAUACUUUACUGCUCUAUUGCACAGCAGUCCCAUUGUUAGUGAACAUUAUGGAAACAGAAGCCGAGAAGUCAUCAGAUGUUAUGCAUCUGAAUGUAAUUUCAAAUUCCGGAUAACAUCAUUGUCAGGAAAGUCAAAACUCUUAGCUGAUUCCCUUCUGCCCUUCCUUCACUGGGAAGAGCCUCACAGUGCUAUUGAACAAGGAACUUAGCAAUUUGAUUCAAACAACUGAUCUGAAUGUGAAAAGCUAAAAAUAAGUUCUCACAGAUGAAGCUUGCUUUGUAUUUUGUCUUAGAAAUUUACUGCGUCAUCAAGAGAUCGUAACCAAAGAUAUUUGAACAAAAUUGGUCUGCACUUGAACAUGGUUAUCCCAGAUGUAUUUUGUAUUAUAAUUUCAUGACUAAGCUGCAUCAAUACCAUAUGUCCCAUAAUAAUCUAACACAGGAUGCCUUGUACCUUUUUUGUUUUCUAUACUUUUUUUUUUUUUAAAUAAGACAUCUUGGAAUAGUCAUUCUGGUGAAUAAAGGUGACGAAGACAAAAUGAUUCACUGAAGUCAAUACAACUCCUUGUUGUAGCACGCAGUAAAGCAGAUUCUGAAGGAAAGAAAUAAAAGGAAAGUUAAUUAUAUGAUAAAAAAUGCAACAUGUGGCUGAUAUAAUCCCUUAUCUGUAAUAAAUGUACUAUUACCUGACCUGGAUGCUCAGGUUGGAAUGUGAUGAAGCAAGAAGCCCAAAGUACAAGUCGUAGCAAAUGGAAAACCGCCUUUUUCACUGAUCCAUCACAUAAUGUUUAUUAAUGCUGACUUUAGACCAGUCCAUUUCCACCACCUAUGUGAUGCCUCAGCUGAGAUGCAGCAGUUCAUAACGCUUAAAUAUUAAUUAAAAAAAAAAAAAGAAAAAAAAAGAAAAUAGCUAAAAAAAGAAAAAAAAAAUGGUAUUGAUGCUUGGCAUCAUAAUCAGUUGGGUAUGUUUGUAAUGUGAAUUACAGUAUUUGUUUAGUACUUCCAAUUGUCUUCUGCUAGCAAUAUGUACAGUACUGUGUCAGGCUUGUGACAUUUGGGUAAAAAAAAGUUCCUGUAAGUGAAUGAUUUUAGCUUUUAAAAGUAAUUGCAAUCAAGUUGAUUUAAUAAUUUAAUACAUCUGGACUGAUGUAUGAUUUAUAGAGGGAACAGAUUUAUAGGGUCUUAAUAGAAUUCUAUAAUAAUAAUAACAAAAUAUACUUUGAAAACUGUAAAAGAAAAACAAAAGUACUUUCCCGGGCUUAUAUUCUUGACCUUACGAGGCACGCAGGGUUUAAUGGUUUAUUCUGUUAUUGUUUUGCGAUCUUUUGUUUUUUUGCCUUAAGUAAUGAUAGAAGAUAUAUAUGGCUGGACACAUAUGUAUAAACUUUUCAGCAGCAUUUUUAAUAAUAAAUAUCACAGUAUUUUCUAAUGCUUUGUGCAAAGAA
Molecule: messenger RNA, 5899 nt
Organism: Numida meleagris (helmeted guineafowl)
Lineage: Eukaryota; Metazoa; Chordata; Aves; Galliformes; Numididae
Gene: NLGN4X
Product: neuroligin 4, X-linked
Exons: 7
Coding region: 431-2941 (836 amino acids)
Biological process (GO): synaptic vesicle endocytosis; postsynaptic membrane assembly; presynaptic membrane assembly
Cellular component (GO): postsynaptic specialization membrane; synapse; cell surface
Molecular function (GO): signaling receptor activity; neurexin family protein binding
Source: RefSeq, a predicted model, not a curated record